Messenger RNA from Entrophospora sp. SA101, 180 nucleotides. NCBI's taxonomy places the organism in Eukaryota, Fungi, Glomeromycota, Glomeromycetes, Entrophosporales, Entrophosporaceae. The record is from the annotation of a GenBank genome assembly.
AUGUCUCCUAAUACAUCAUCUCAUACAACAAACUUGGCAAUUGAACCUUCGGUUUCUUCUUAUUACGACCGUACGUCGAUUUUGGCUGAAUUAGGGAUUAUAAAUAAUCAUCGACACUUCCCUAAUAACAGUAAUAACGUCGCAAACAACAAUAACAAUAAUACAGCUAUAUUAUGCUGA